AAGACCUGCUAUCAAGCAAAAAAGAGUUUGUGUAGUGUUUGUUCCAUUUAGCUCGGAGAAAGAUGGAGCUCUAUGUAUUUAUGUUCAUGCUUGCUGCACUUGUUCCUUCUGAGAAUAAAGUUGUUCAUGAAGAUUUUGAUUUUACUGGAUGCUCUGAUACAGAGAAAGAAUAUAUGUAUGGACUUGAUGGAGAGGAAUUGUGGCAUGCAGACUUCAUUAAAGGAGAAGGAGUAAUUACUCAACCUGACUUUUCAGAUCUCCUUGGCUGGGAUGGAUUCUAUCAGCAAGCUGUUGCUAACCAAGAAGUCUGCAAACAAAACUUAGCCGUAGAUAUCAAAGCUUAUAAAUAUCCACAAGAGAAAAUGGACAAACCGCAGACUUCCAUCUAUGCUGAGGAUGAAGUACAGCUGAAUGUUGAAAACACCCUCAUCUGUCAUGUGACUGGAUUCUUCCCUCCUCCUGUCAGAGUUAUAUGGACUAAAAACAAUGAAGGUUUAAAAGCAGACAGUCUAAGUCAGUAUCGGCCAAAUGGUGAUGGCACUUUCAACAUCUUCUCCAGUCUGACGUUCACACCUGUGGAGGGAGACAUUUACAGCUGCACUGUGAACCACACAUCUCUCGAUCAACCUGAGACAAAAACAUGGGAUGUGGAUGUUGCUGUACCCAGUGUUGGUCCAGCUGUGUUCUGUGGAGUGGGUCUGUCUCUGGGGCUGCUGGGAGUCGCUGCCGGAACAUUCUUCCUCAUUAAAGGAAACAACUGCAACUGAGCUCUGAGAUGGAAGCAAACUUUGAAAAUAAACUGUAUAUAGUGUGUAGCAGGCCCUGCAAAUAAAGUCUGUUUCAUUUGGCACCAGUGGAAUUGACAGGAAACAUAUUAGAAUUUUAGGAAUAGAUUCAUAGACACAUAAAUCUCAACGUAAUCUUUAACAACAUUAAUAUUGUCUGAUAUUUAAUGCAGAAAUGAGGCAACAUCUUUGCUUGAUGUGUAACACCAAAUACACUUACAUUCAAUAUCUAAAAGGCUUAAAAUGAUAGUUGAUCUUUUUCCUAAUACAUCACAUUUUCAGUUCAUCCAGAAUGAUAUCUGGAGAUUGGACUUUUAAUUUGAAUAAUAUUAUCUGUUAUUUACUCUCUGGUUGAGCUCUCAUUGUCUUCCUCAUUACUGGAUCAAUUCAAAUCGUGUUCCACAUAUAUAAUGGCAUUGUUAAAUUGAAAUUUCCUGUCAUUGUUGUAAUCAAGUUGAAGUUAUAAAUUCUACAAGGUCUUGUAAGUUUUCUGUCAUACACUCCAAAUAAAGAUUCUCUAUUUUGAUUUUA
Molecule: messenger RNA, 1316 nt
Organism: Ctenopharyngodon idella (grass carp)
Lineage: Eukaryota; Metazoa; Chordata; Actinopteri; Cypriniformes; Xenocyprididae
Product: H-2 class II histocompatibility antigen, A-U alpha chain-like
Exons: 4
Coding region: 63-767 (234 amino acids)
Biological process (GO): immunoglobulin production involved in immunoglobulin-mediated immune response; antigen processing and presentation of exogenous peptide antigen via MHC class II; peptide antigen assembly with MHC class II protein complex
Cellular component (GO): MHC class II protein complex; membrane
Molecular function (GO): MHC class II protein complex binding
Source: RefSeq, a predicted model, not a curated record